This is a messenger RNA of Cordyceps fumosorosea ARSEF 2679, 3057 nucleotides long. Its product is annotated as cell division control protein 54. The transcript is spliced from 2 exons. The coding region runs from base 1 to 3057 and encodes 1018 amino acids. Gene Ontology annotation, molecular function: single-stranded DNA binding; single-stranded DNA helicase activity; ATP binding. Gene Ontology annotation, cellular component: MCM complex; nucleus. Gene Ontology annotation, biological process: DNA replication; mitotic DNA replication initiation; double-strand break repair via break-induced replication. Lineage: Eukaryota; Fungi; Ascomycota; Sordariomycetes; Hypocreales; Cordycipitaceae. The record is from RefSeq and is a predicted model, not a curated record.
AUGUCGUCGCCAUCGCAACGCAGGCAACGGAACUCGCAGUCUGCGACUCCUCGUCGCUCUGCGCGCCAGUCAUCCGCCAAUGUGCCGAGUGAUCCCCCCCAGCCGGUCUCGAGCCCCAUGUUCUUCCAGUCCUCGUCACCCGGCCGUGGCGAUGGCUACCCCGGUGCUAGUGGCGAUGUGUCGUCGCCCCUGCGCCAUAUGACGGACACCCAGAGCACGCGUGCCGGAAAUGUUGCUAUCCCCAGCUCACCGCUCCGCCAGAUGAGCGACACACAAUCUGUGGUGGAUGACCAAGCUACGCCGCGAGCCAGCCGCACCCUUGGCGGAGAAUCAUCCCCCAUCAGAUACGAGCCAAGCUCUAGCCCUGGGCGUUCACUACGACACCAAUCGGAGCUGCGCAGCGAAGGCAGUGGCUUGUUCCUCGGCUCUGACGCCGGCAGCACUGCCUCGCGUAGACGUGGUGACAUCAACUCUGAUGCUCUCCGCACCCCUCGUGCGCCACGCCGUAUCAUCUUGGAUGAGAGCGGCCGGGUUGUUCGCCAGGGCCCCGUCGACGGCUCCGAUGCUCCCUCUCACACCAAUCGCGACACCAAUACUUCCGAAGCCGAUAUCCUUGGUGGACAGGGCGAGACUCUCAUUUGGGGAACUACAGUUUCCAUUGACGACACCUUCGCCUCUUUCAAGGACUUUUUGCGUAACUUUACUCGAAAGUAUCGCAUGUACCGUGACGGGCUCUCAGAAGAGGAGGUACGCGCCGAUCCGGACGCCGAGAACAAACCCUACAUGGAAGCUCUUGAAAAUAUGCUUCUCCUUGGCUCCACACGACUCUAUCUUGAUAUCUCCGACCUGAACCUCUAUCCUCCGACAAGGAAACUCUGGUACCAGACCCAGGCUUACCCCCAGGAGAUUGUUCCUGUUAUGGAUCAGUCUGUGCACGAUUUGAUGAUGGAGAUUGCCCGCGCUGAGGGUCUGCGAAACAGAGCUACGCAGAGCAGCAAUGGUCAGGACGAGUCUCAGAGGAGCAGACAGAGCUCGGAGCCAGUUUUUCCAAGCUCUGAUAGGCCAGAUGAGGCUGCCACUCCCCGACCGACACAAGACCCUCAGCCUUCACUCGAAGACCAGGUUUCUGCUUCCAUAUAUGUUGUUCGUCCGUUUGGCUUGGAUAAGUCAACCAAUUUGAGAGAUCUUAACCCAUCUGACAUGGAUCGCCUCAUCUGCGUCAAGGGACUUGUUAUCCGCACGACCCCUGUCAUCCCGGACAUGAAAGAUGCUUUCUUCCGAUGCAACGUUUGCAACCACUCCGUCAACGUUGGCCUUGACCGUGGCAAGAUUCGCGAGCCUACCGAAUGCCCCCGUCCCAUCUGCGGCUCCACAAACUCGAUGCAAAUCGUCCACAACCGUUGCUCUUUUGAGGACAAGCAGGUCAUUAAGCUGCAAGAGACCCCCGACGCGGUGCCUGCUGGUCAGACACCCCACUCGGUAUCUGUCUGCGUCUAUAACGAAUUAGUCGAUUUUUGCAAAGCGGGUGAUCGCGUUGAGCUUACCGGCAUAUUUCGGGUCAGCCCUGUCCGCGUGAACCCUCGCCAACGUGCCAUCAAGAGCGUUCAUAAAACCUACGUUGAUGUACUUCAUGUGCAAAAGGUAGACAAGAAGCGUAUGGGAGUUGACGCGUCGACUCUUGGCGUUGAGGGCGACGAGGAUGCCGAUAGAGGUGCAAAUGAUAUCCAGGAGACGCGCACCAUCACUCCGGAGAACGAACAAAAGAUUAAAGAGACUGCCGCGCGAGAGGAUAUUUAUGAUCUCCUCUCUCGAUCUCUCGCCCCAUCCGUCUACGAGUUGGACGAUGUUAAGAAGGGGAUCCUUCUGCAGCUCUUUGGUGGCACAAACAAGACUUUUGAGAAGGGCGGUAGCCCCAAAUACAGAGGCGACAUCAACGUCCUACUGUGUGGUGACCCGUCGACGUCCAAGUCUCAGCUACUUUCAUACGUCCACAGAAUCGCGCCGCGCGGUGUCUAUACGAGCGGUAAAGGUUCCUCGGCCGUCGGGUUGACCGCCUACGUCACUCGUGACCCGGAAACUAAGCAACUCGUCCUCGAGUCGGGUGCCCUGGUGCUGUCUGAUGGUGGUGUCUGCUGCAUCGACGAGUUUGACAAGAUGUCCGACGCUACCCGAUCCGUUCUUCACGAAGUCAUGGAACAGCAAACUGUGUCCGUCGCUAAGGCUGGUAUCAUCACCACCCUCAACGCCAGAACCAGCAUUCUUGCUUCUGCGAACCCUAUCGGCAGUAGAUACAACCCCAAUUUGUCAGUGCCUCAGAACAUUGACCUGCCGCCUACGCUUCUCUCGCGGUUUGAUCUUGUCUACCUGAUGCUGGAUCGUGUUGAUGAGAAGAUGGACAGACGUCUGGCCAAGCAUUUGUUGUCUCUCUACAUUGAGGAUAAGCCGCAGUCUGCCCCGGCCGCUGGUGACAUUCUCCCCGUCGAGUUCCUCACCAUGUAUAUCUCAUAUGCGCGCGCCAACAUCCAGCCCACCAUCUCCGAAGAGGCAGGCAAGGAACUCAUCGAGUGCUACAUUGCGAUGCGUGCUCUCGGCCAGGAUGUCCGCGCCGCUGAAAAGCGCAUCACCGCCACCACGAGACAGCUCGAGUCCAUGAUCCGCCUCGCCGAGGCCCACGCCAAGAUGCGCCUGUCGGAAGUUGUCACCCGCGAGGACGUCCAGGAAGCGAACCGUCUCAUCCAGAGCGCGCUCAAGACGGCCGCCACCGACGCUCAGGGCCGCAUUGACAUGAGUCUCCUGACCGAGGGCACUAGCGCCGUCGACCGCAAGCGCAAGGCGGAGCUCAAGGAGGCGACCCUCCGGCUGCUGGACGAGAUGACGGCGGCCGGCAACGCCGUGCGCUGGAGCGACGUGGCGCGCCGCCUGGGCGAGAGCGCGAGCGUGCCAGUCGAGCAGGCCGAGUUUAACGAAGCUAUGCGCGCGCUGGAGGCAGAGAACGCAAUCACCGUUACAGGUGACGGCGCGAGAAGAAGUGUCCGACGUGUCACUGCGAUAGUCUAA